GGGGGAAAAAUAUGAGAUAAUUGAAAAAUAUUUUUUCUGGCUUGUGUAGAUUUUCCUCUAUCCCCGGACAAGUGAAACCAUGCCGGCAAUUUUAAACCCUUCCCUCUUUAUCCUCCACCACCACCCACCGUUGUCGACGGCGGUACUCUCACUCCGCCACCACCUUAAUAUCUCUUUAUUCUCAACUUCACGCACUACUCUCAGAGUUUUAUCUACUUCUUCCUCUUCAGUAUCCAUUGAAUCAUCGGCGAACCACAAUGUCCGAACCGGACGGUCCGGGUCGUCGACUUCGCCUCCAAUCGAACACGAUACUGUUCAGAAAAUCGACGUCAAUCCUCCUAAAGGUACCCGAGAUUUCCCUCCUGAAGACAUGCGCCUCCGCAAUUGGCUCUUCCAUAACUUUAGAGAGGUAUCGCAGCAAUUCGGGUUUGAAGAGGUUGAUUUCCCUGUGCUAGAGUCAGAGGCUCUUUAUAUUAGGAAGGCUGGGGAGGAAAUUAGAGACCAGCUUUACUGUUUUGAAGACCGUGGAAACCGUCGAGUUGCAUUGAGGCCUGAGCUGACUCCUUCGUUGGCAAGACUUGUGAUACAGAAAGGAAAAUCUGUAUCUCUUCCAUUGAAAUGGUUUGCUAUUGGACAGUGCUGGCGUUAUGAGAGAAUGACCAGGGGAAGACGUCGUGAACAUUACCAAUGGAAUAUGGAUGUAAUUGGUGUACCAGAUGUAACGGGUGAAGCAGAGCUGAUAUCUGCAAUUAUUACCUUCUUCAAGCGCAUAGGCCUCACAGCAUCAGAUGUUGGGUUUAAGGUCUCUAGUAGAAAGGUGUUGCAAGAAGUAUUGAGGUGCUAUUCCGUCCCAGAAAGUAUGUUUGGUAGAGUUUGCAUCAUUAUAGACAAGAUUGGAAAGAUUCCAAUGGAUGAUAUCAGGAAAGAUCUGCUGUCUGCUGAUAUGUCAGAGGUAGCUAUUGAAGAGCUAUUGCAAGUCCUAUCACUGAAGUCUUUGGCAAAGUUAGAAGAGAAACUUGGGGCCUCAGGAGAAGCACUAUCUGAUUUGAAGCAACUAUUUUCACUUGCUGAGAAGUAUGGCUAUUCAGAGUGGCUUCAGUUUGAUGCAUCAAUUGUCCGUGGUUUGGCUUAUUACACUGGGAUUGUCUUUGAGGGAUUUGAUCGUGAAGGAAAGCUCCGGGCAAUCUGUGGUGGUGGACGAUAUGAUCGGCUAUUGUCUACCUUUGGAAGCGAUGAUCUUCCAGCUUGUGGAUUUGGAUUUGGUGAUGCUGUGAUAGUAGAACUGCUCAAGGAGAGGGGACUUCUACCAGAACUUAACCUUCAAGUAGAGAACAUUGUCUGCUCAUUGGAUGAGGAACUUCAAGGUGCGGCAUCUGUAGUUGCCACCAUUCUCCGGGAAAAAGGGCAAAGCGUUGAUUUGGUUUUGGAGAACAAGCCACUUAAGUGGGUGUUCAAGCGAGCAGCACGGAUAAAUGCACACAGAUUGAUUUUGGUCGGGAAGGCUGAAUGGGAAAAAGGCAUGGUCAAUGUUAAGACUCUUUCAACAGGUGAGCAAUUGGAGAUAAAACUCGAUGAACUGGAGUAACGGGGUCUUGGUGUAUGAAAUAGCUUUUUUGCCUUUUUUUUAUUUUAUAAUGAUGCUAAGUUGCUUCUUUAGCUGGGUUUUCUUUAGUGAUGGUGAAGCAAUGAGGUAUUAAAUUUUGUUGUUAUUUUUCUUAUCUUGUUGAAAGAAAACCCAUUUAUCCAAUUUCAGGCUUGAAAUUUUCGUUGCCUGUGUAAUAGCAAUUAAAAUAACUAGGUCUCAAUAUAAAACUAACUGAAUUCGACAUAUAAAUCCAGUGUGUUCUUUUGACUCUGCUUA
Solanum dulcamara is the source of this 1861-nucleotide messenger RNA. Its product is annotated as histidine--tRNA ligase, chloroplastic/mitochondrial. Gene Ontology annotation, molecular function: histidine-tRNA ligase activity; ATP binding. The record is from RefSeq and is a predicted model, not a curated record. The transcript has 11 exons. The coding region runs from base 80 to 1585 and encodes 501 amino acids. Gene Ontology annotation, biological process: histidyl-tRNA aminoacylation. Lineage: Eukaryota; Viridiplantae; Streptophyta; Magnoliopsida; Solanales; Solanaceae. Gene Ontology annotation, cellular component: cytoplasm.